Molecule: messenger RNA, 2359 nt
Organism: Amoebophrya sp. A25
Lineage: Eukaryota; Dinophyceae; Syndiniales; Amoebophryaceae
Source: the annotation of a GenBank genome assembly
CGAGACUCUUGGAGUUACAGAAGAUCUGAACAUGUCUGUAUAUGCGAUCGGUCAUCCCGAAACCUCUUCUAGGAAUCGUCGAGACAAUCUACAUCCCUCUGUCUCCUUCUAGGCACAUUCCACAAUGUGCUCGUUUCUGAUCACCAACUUGUUGCUGUACAACUUGACGUACGUCAACUAUUUCCAGAAAUUUCGAGGUCCAGACUACACGAAUGUCGUUCGUUUCAACAACUACAUCUUCGUGCACAACCUUCUGUGGCAGACUGGGCCUUUGACGCCGCAGCCGUUCUGGUCUCAAACACAGACAAGAAGUCAUGCUGAUGGCGUUUCUCCUUCUAGUGCUAGCAGCAGAAAAUCCGCGGCAAUAGUCGGAUCUUCUGGUGCGCACACACCACAGGACGCUUCCGUCGUUGCGCUGUUUAAUGGUGAGAUCUACAACUAUCGGCACCUCAUCGAAGAGCAUAAUCUGGUUUUGAAGAAGACGAGUGCGCAGUCCUUCGAACAAGAGGGCAACGAAGAUGGUGCGACAACUGCUCCCAGUGAUGGCGCGGUCUUGUUGCCACUGUACGAGAAAUUCGGAACACGCUUUGUUCACUUACUGCGGGGUGAGUUCGCUCUUGCAGUGUACGAUUUCGCGAGGAAAAUCGCGCUAGUUGCCACGGAUGCGUUCGGUACAAAGCCCGCACACUUUCAUGUAUCGUCUCCGGGUGUUGAUGCCGGUAGUAAUUUUCACAGCAAAGUAGGACCACAGGAGGUUCUUGCCGGUUUGUCGGUUGCAACGUAUGCUAGUGCUCUACGACGUAGUCUGGAGCAGGAUAAUGCAGUGCAGGCAACGACACAAGAUCGACGGCGUCACGAUAAUGAUGCGGAUGUGCCUUCAAGUCGCGACGCACGAAUGUUUCCGGAACUUGGCAUUCACUUGGGCGAAGGCGUACAUCAGAUGCAUCCCAACACCGUGGCGGUGUUCAGUUUAGAUACAGGCGUGCUUGUAGAAAAGCGCUCGUUCUUCGAAUUUGAUAUGCGGCAGUGGAAAAACCACACACGAGAUUGGGUGGCGGCAUUCGAUCGAUCGGUGCGUGAUCGCGUCCAGUACGCACAACACAGAGUUUUUCUGACCUUGUCCUCAGGAUUUGACUCCGGGUUGCUACACCUCGCUUAUCUAUUACUGGGUGCGGGACUUAGCGCCACUGACGAGGAGGAUUGCCAGCUGAGCCAUGGGGACGAGUCAAGUAGUGCGAAACUAAAAGCGGUCGUUUCUCUACCACAUGGUACUAGCAGCGAGGGGCGUCAAAAGUUAUUGACGUUUUCUGUGCGCGGUAAGGAGUUUGUGCCGCUGAUCGAACAGCGCGUUGCCUUCUCACAGCGAUUGAGAUCAGCGGUACAGCGCGACGAAUGGAGAGAAAUAGUUCAGUCUUCAGUUUCAGCGUCUGAUGCCAGCGAAGAAAAGAGAAAUCAACUAGUGCAACUAGGUGGUCCGCACACACUGGCUAUCUUGCUUGAAUUUGGCGCGCAAACAGACGAAGAGGAACUUGAACGGCUUCUGCGCAAGUGCGAGCCUUACCGCUAUCAGAUGAGCGAGUUGCCGGAGUUGCUAGAAUAUUACGCACCAGACUACCUGAUUUGGCGCGAUCCGGCCGCAAAGGGUCUGAGUCUGAUUUACCAGUUCGCAUUACGUCACGGAAGUAAGAUAUUCCUUUCAGCGACCGGCGGGGACGAGAUUUUCGCUGGUGAUUACGGUACGUUUGGAAGAGAUAGCUACGGCAAAAUGGGGAAACAAGGGGCUUUCCCCUCAGAUGCCGGUGGCCUUGCGGGAAUUUUUCCGUGGCACGGCUUCUUUCUGCAGCGCAUGCGAGACUAUCUGAUGAAAGAAGAGAUGGUUGCAGGUGUAUACGGGAUCGAGGCGCGCUUCCCGUUUUUAGAUCCGGCUGUAGUGCAGGAGUUUCUGUGGCUCUCUGCGGAAACCAAAAACUCCGAAUACAAGCGCGUCAUAGCAGAUUAUAUGCGAAAACGCAGUGUGAGAGUAGAUAGUUCUCGUGCAAAACAAGACGCAGUCUCAAAAGAUAGUACCAGAGCCGCUACCCUGAAUUCCUUAGUCCGACAGGCCACUAAAAGAACCUCCGUUGACAGGGAUGAUCAUAAAAGAGUAAUGAAGCCGCGUUCGGACAUCCUCAGAUAUCCUUUUGUUGGUGGGAAAUUAGGUUUUAGUGUUUCACCCUGGGAUGCUGCUUCUUUUCCUGGCUGGCGACAUCGAGUCACUGCAAUGAUUAAACAAUGAAAGCUGGGAACCUCGUUGCUAUCGCAGUAGCACUCUGUGUUGAGCGUCUUUGUGUCGAAUGGAAAAAAGUCCCAUCAUUAGCAC